This is a messenger RNA of Aspergillus sclerotioniger CBS 115572, 2719 nucleotides long. RefSeq names its product HET domain-containing protein. The transcript has 4 exons. NCBI's taxonomy places the organism in Eukaryota, Fungi, Ascomycota, Eurotiomycetes, Eurotiales, Aspergillaceae. The record is from RefSeq and is a predicted model, not a curated record. Bases 317 to 2719 code for a protein of 800 amino acids.
GGCCCACGCAGCCCCCUAAAUUGUUUGGAAUAGCAUCUAUGUUCAGACCGAGUAUUCUUUUGUUUCUCAGAUGAAAGUAUCCUUUGAUUUCUCAGCUGGAUAAGAGUAUAUUACGCUGGGAUCAUCCGCCUCUCUUCUUGUAGUGCGUCCAUGAUUCUGCAAUCCAGUGAUGUGUCCAGUCAUAUCGUCUGAGGUAUACGAACCUGGUCAACAAUAGCUGAGCCCACGCAUCAGAGCCGUAAUUAAGGGUACAUCGAGAGGAUCCCCCGUUGACCUCACUGGAGUAUAACAGUCAUGAAUUGAAAGAAGCAGGAAGAUGGCUCCCAAUAAUGAUUGCACGGUUGUGAAAGUCGAAAUAAAUGAAUCAAUGCCAAAUGGGAUUACAACAGACCCUAUGUCCGAGCCUUGUUCCAUAUGUUUGGAUAUCUUCCACCACAAGAGGCUUGAGAUCUGGUACAAUAUAUAUGAUUACAUACAGCCUGAAAUCCCAGGUUUGACUCUGGAAGACUGCAAAUUUUUAUUUCACAGGUGCCCUCCACCUCUUCCUGAAUAUGAAGUUAAUCUUUGCACGUUCUGUGCACACCUUAGGCUUGAGUGUUUGGUAGAGACUUCAUUGUAUGACCUGCACAUAUCCCGAUCUCGGAUGCCAAAGGCAAGCCUCGGCAAUAAACCUGGUGGUUAUUUAAAAGUUCUGCUGGAUCGGGUCUCAGACACAGUGGCCCGAAAGAACAGCUGCUCCUUAUGUGCACUUAUUGCAGCAGUGUUUACUGGUCGGAAUAGUGUCGACCCAAGCCAACAUGCCGUUCUCGAGAUAACUCCAUACACGAUGAGCAAGAUCACAUUCCGAGCAAGAGAUAAGAGUGGUGAUGAGACAUACGGCAUAUCUCUCCAUGGCAACCACUAUUCUGAUAAAAUCAAGAACCCAGGCUCCAUGCUCGACUGCAGCGUGAGCAGCCACAUUGAUUGGCCAGCCGUUACGCAAUGGAUUACAGAAAGUCUGGACGGCGUCAAGAAAAAGCCCCAAAGCUACGAGUUGAAUAAGCCUCCGGAUGAGUUCCGUGUGAUUGAUGUCCAGGAGCUUCGCGUUGUUCUGGCACCAACACCCUGUGAAUAUAUGUGUCUCAGUUAUGUUUGGGGGCGAACCACUUCAUUCCAUGCGACCAGUCGAAAUAUCUCCCGUUUAGAACGACCAAAUAGUCUGGCAAAUCCCCACCUACCGCGAACCAUACGAGACGCCAUCAAAGCUUGCGCCCUUCUUGGCGGAAAAUACCUUUGGGUUGAUAGACUUUGCAUCUUACAAGAUGAUGAUAGUCCGUCCAAGAAAGUCCAGAUAGAUGCUAUGGGUGACAUCUAUAAAGGUACUCUCCUGACUCUAGUAGCUCUGGAGGGCACAGACUCAGACUAUGGCCUACAUGGCGUGUCUCCUGACUUGGAGAGGACAAUAAACUAUCGACUGCAAAUCGGGGGCAAGGAAUUUUUCAAGUACCCUACGAGUCUCUAUCAGUCUUGUGAUAACUCGACGUGGGAUACCCGCGGCUGGACCUUUCAAGAGAGGAUACUAUCUCCUCGGCUGCUUUUCUUUACAGCCAAUUCCAUUUAUUACGAAAGCGACACUCAGAAUGAAAUCUACGACCCAAUAUACGACCAGGCAGGUUCUAGUUAUGAAGAGAUGGUUUCCGAGAUUCAAUACAGAAACUUUGGCAUUGAGGAGGAUAUCGUCAACGGUUUUGCUGGUGCGCUGGAAGAAUUCGUGGGGAAAGGGAACCAUCGGUUUUCGAUGUCGUUGGUACAUUUCGAUGAGGCAAUUACAUGGAACCGUACAGGUAGCUCUCCAGCGGUCCUGUGCGCAACACGAGGCAGCACCGUAUUUCCCUCAUGGUCCUGGGUGUCGAUCAGAGGAUUUGUAUGGUUUGUGGAUGGGCUUAACGCCGUUCCUGUGGCAUCCUGGGCUGUCAUUGAUGGUAUGGCAAGUGAGUUUCGGUGGUUGAAGGCUGGUGACGAGAAUCACCUGCAUGAGGACGCGAUUGCGGUGGGGACGCUUCUGUGGAGCCAUGACUGUUUGAGAACACCGAUUCCGCUUGAUCUCAAAACUUCGUCCGGCUAUGAUGUGUACCUGGAACUUUUCAGGCAAAAAUUCCCAACGCAAGGGGUCUUCAACGCGGCUUCUGGCGUUUGGCCAGGCGGGCAACAAGGAUUCCCAGAUUUGCGUGAAAGAUUCACCCAACAGCAGAUAGAGGCCGGUAGGCAGUCUUUAUCUAUCUUGGCUCAUUCGCAGACAAUCGUGCUGGCCUUGAUCCCACCAAGACGCCGAGACGAUAAAUGGGGACUCCACUACCAAGGCCAGGAUGUCGGCACCAUGGCGUUUGAUUUAAGAGCGAAACAUGACGAAGCACUGAGACAUACGAAUCUGGACAACGAACCACAAAAAAUGGAGUUUCUGGCUCUCUCAGUUUCAUGGGUAUUCGCAGAACCAGAAGAGAAUUACUGGUACAAAAACCCAGUCGACGAACUCGAUGACACAGGAAACUUCAAAGCCACAAAUCUUGGUUAUUACUUGGAAAAAGACAAAAGGUCCAGGCUGGAGGACUUUUCCAUGAGCGUGAUGGCCAUUGAAACAACUGAUGAUGGGAUUUCGCGUCGAUUGGGCUUCGGUAGGAUUUCUUUCAUAAAAUGGCUGACAAUUCUGAAUCCUACAUUCAAAUCGAUUGUUCUUCAAUGA